AUGUCUCCAGGCAAUAAGAACCUGACGUUGAAGCUUGUGCCCUUCAAAGCCCACGUGAGUACAGACACUUCCAGCUCGAGAAAGGCAGACCCCAAAGGCCGGAGCGCACUGCUGGCUGACAUCCAGCAAGGAACUCGCCUACGAAAAGUCACGCAGAUCAACGACCGCAGUGCCCCACAAAUCGAGAGUUCUAAAGGACCCAACAACAAAGAAGGAGGAGGUUCCACAAACUCCCGAGGUGGAAGCACCCCCCCAGCCCUGGGAGAUCUGUUUGCUGGUGGCUUUCCUGUAUUGCGACCAGCAGGCCAGAGAGAUGCAGCAGGUGGCAAGACAGGGCAGGCCCCUGGCUCCCGCGCGCCUUCUCCCCGGCUUCCCACCAAAACUGUCAGCAGCCCGCUGAACCCCCCAGCAUCUCCCAGGCUAGGAAAUGCCUCCGAGGCGCACGGUGCUGCCAGGACAGUCCCUCCUCGGCCCAGCGUGCCUGCCCCGCCUCCUCCGACCCCGCCCCCACCUCCUCCACCCUUACCCCCACCCCUGCCCCCUUCCUCCCCCAUCAGAGUCAGCGAAGCCCCACCCCCGUUGCCCCCUAAGUCCCCCAGCUUCCAAGCGCAGCCACCGAAGCCCGGCUCGCAGGCCUUGCCGGCGCCGCCUGCCCCUCCGGGGUCACAGACAUUCCUGCAGAAGAAGAGGCCAGGCCGAGGCCCAGGGACCAGCGGAGGAAAACUGAAUCCGCCCCCGGCACCCCCUGCGAGAUCACCCACCACAGAGCUUUCAAGCAAAAGCCAGCAGGCCCCAGCCUGGACCCCGACACAGCAGCCCGGAGGACAGCUGCGGAAUGGAAGCCUGCACAUUAUCGAUGACUUUGAGUCUAAAUUCACAUUCCAUUCCGUGGAAGACUUCCCUCCUCCAGAUGAAUACAAACCAUGCCAGAAGGUUUACCCCAGCAAGAUCCCCAGAAGCCGUACACCUGGUCCCUGGCUCCACGCCGAAGCGGCACAAAGCUCCGAUGACAUCAAAGGCAGAAAUUCUCAGGUAACACGUCCCUCGGUCUCUGAAUGUAAAACCAGGAAUUCUUCUCAAGAAGCCCAGAGAUAUUGAGGCUGUGCUUUCUCCCCGACAGCUUUACACUUUGCCUCAGACACUUUCUCCUCAGGGAAAGCCACUGGGUGGACCUUUGUUUCCAGCGAGAAUGAAACACUCACAAUUUCAAAAUCUGAAGAAUGAAAGGGGGGAACUUCUCUGGAAUCACCGCCACAUACAGAAGCAAGUUUAAGGACCCGAGCCCCUUGAGAAUCACUGGGCAAUGGUCACCCUGCUCACUCCCCAUUCAUUCUUCCCUCGUUGUGAGAAGUCUGAGAGAAAAACUGUAACACAUAUAAGACGCAGUUCAGUGUUCUCGUCUCUAGGACACAUGGUUUCUUACGGCACCCCUGGGGAGUUUCCUGCAUCAACAUUAUUAUUUAUUUUGGCCACAUUUAGUCACAAUCCCGAUCCUGGUAGCGAGAGAAAAGCUGAGAGGGGCACCCAAUAGGUGCUUGUGUGAGAAGACACUCUUUGAAGUGUCCUCAUUCUCACGCGGGACAGCUGGGACAGUGUUUCCCGCCCUGGGCAGAGAUGGUGCCUCUCACUGCACGUGAUAGGGGCUCAUCUUAAAGCUGCCCUGCCGUUUCAGAGUUCUAUGUGACAAAGAGGGUGGCCCGCUGUUAAAUUAGGCCCCUCUGAAACUGCAUGGACCCUCAAGGAAAGUGACCCGAGAAGAAGAGGAAGCUGGGAUGAGUUCCUGGAAGGAGGACAAGCACCUGUCCCUUUUCUGCCACAGCUAAUCCAAGAAUUGCAAUAACCGUUCUCAGAUGAUCACAGGCUGAAAGCUGGGCAUAUGCUCGCGGUGAAGGGAGACA
Molecule: messenger RNA, 1898 nt
Organism: Pteropus alecto (black flying fox)
Lineage: Eukaryota; Metazoa; Chordata; Mammalia; Chiroptera; Pteropodidae
Gene: WIPF3
Product: WAS/WASL interacting protein family member 3
Exons: 8
Coding region: 1-1098 (365 amino acids)
Biological process (GO): endocytic recycling; exocytosis; Arp2/3 complex-mediated actin nucleation
Cellular component (GO): recycling endosome; WASH complex; early endosome
Molecular function (GO): actin binding; gamma-tubulin binding; alpha-tubulin binding
Source: RefSeq, a predicted model, not a curated record